Molecule: messenger RNA, 1257 nt
Organism: Chlorocebus sabaeus (green monkey)
Lineage: Eukaryota; Metazoa; Chordata; Mammalia; Primates; Cercopithecidae
Gene: OR9I1
Product: olfactory receptor family 9 subfamily I member 1
Biological process (GO): G protein-coupled receptor signaling pathway
Cellular component (GO): membrane
Molecular function (GO): olfactory receptor activity; G protein-coupled receptor activity
Source: RefSeq, a predicted model, not a curated record
UGAGACUUCAGCCCCAGAUGGGAUUGGAAUAGAUGCUGUCUAGGUCUCUUCCAAAGCUGAGAAUUGUGUGCCUCUUAUCUUUACAGAAAUUUCCAAAUGUAAACUAGAAUUAAUUUGAAUCAGAAAUACCAGCUUCAGGCUCAGUUCCAUAAAAUGCAAGAGAUGUCCAAAGAAAAUCAGCCAGUUUCAGAAUUUCUUAAAAACAAGUUUUACAAAUAGGCCCAGAAUUAUAAGCCACACUUCCACCAUAGAGGAAAAUAUUCUGUCCUUCACUUCUGAAAUUCUUUUUAUUUCAUUCUCAUCCUCAGAUCAACAGUCCAUAUUGUCUCCAUGGCCAAGAAUAAUCUCACCACAGUAACCGAAUUCAUUCUCAUGGGCUUUAUGGACCACCCCAAAUUGGAAAUUCCCCUCUUCAUGGUGUUUCUGAGUUUCUACCUAGUUACCCUUCUUGGGAAUGUGGGCAUGAUUAUUUUAAUCCAAGUAGAUGUCAAACUCCACACCCCAAUGUACUUCUUCCUGAGCCACCUCUCCCUGCUGGAUGCCUGUUACACCUCAGUCAUCACCCCUCAGAUCCUAGCCACAUUGGCCACAGGCAAAACCAUCAUCUCCUACGGCCACUGUGCUGCCCAGUUCUUUUUCUUCACCAUCUGUGCAGGUACAGAGUGCUUCCUGUUGGCAGUGAUGGCCUAUGAUCGCUAUGUUGCCAUUCGCAACCCACUGCUCUAUAUCGUGGCCAUGAAUCCCAGACUCUGCUGGAGCCUGGUAGUAGGAGCCUAUGUCUGUGGGGUGUCAGGAGCCAUGCUGCGUACCACGUGCACCUUCACCCUCUCCUUCUGUGAUGACAAUCAAAUCAACUUCUUCUUCUGUGACCUCCCCCCGCUGCUGAAGCUUGCCUGCAAUGACACAGCAAACAUCGAGAUUGUCACCAUCUUCUUUGGCAGUUUUGUGAUUUUGGCCAAUGCCUCAGUCAUCCUGAUUUCCUAUCUGCUCAUCAUCAAGACCAUUUUGAAAGUAAAGUCUUCAGGUGGUCAGGCCAAGACUUUCUCCACAUGUGCCUCCCACAUCACUGCUGUGGCCCUUUUCUUUGGGACCCUUAUCUUCAUGUAUCUGCAAAGUGGCUCAGGCAAAUCCCUGGAGGAAGAUAAGGUCUUGUCUGUCUUCUACACAGUGGUAAUCCCCAUGCUGAACCCUCUGAUCUACAGCUUAAGAAACAAAGAUGUAAAAGACGCCUUCAGAAGGGUCACUGGGAGACUCUAG